UAGCAGUGCAUGGAAAACAUUCUCACACCAACUCUGUUGGCUGACUGAUUCAUACAUUUUCAACCUCUUCUGCAGCACAGACACACAGUCAGACUGAAGCCAGUCGAUUCUUGAGGAAACCCAAGACAAAGAGACAUCAUUUUGGAGUUGUCAUACAUAUUGAUGAGAUUUUUGAGGAAACCCAAGACGAAGAGGCAUCAUUUUGGAGUUGGCGCACAUAUCGAUGAAAUUUCUGAGGAAUCCCUAAAACACAGAGGCAUCAUUCUGCCAUUUUCGCAAAUGCUGUAGUGAUUUUUGCUCUGAUUUUUAACCUUCCCUCUCUACACGAUCAUUACUCUGUCUGCCAUGCUGAUUUCUCCCUGUUGAUUCCUCUGCUCUCCUCUCCUGUGACUGUGGUGACUGUGAAUGUAGUGAAGGUGUGUGGGUGGGCAAGGUCACUCGAGUAAAAAAGAAUGUGAUUUUCACUCUAAAAGCUUUGAGAAGAGCAAGCGACAGAAGGAGAGAGAGAGAGAGAGAGAGUGAAUGAGAGAGGGAGAGGGAGAUAGAGAGAAAUAGAGGGAGGAAUAGAGAAGAGCUGAAGGCUGAGAGGUAGAAGAAGAAGAAGCCAUCUGACUUAAUACAGAUACACCAUUCUCUUCUGCAGUAGCCUACCAGAGCAGGACUUGGAGAUGCCAUUGAAACGAGACCCGGGGAAGAAAGGCGAGGACAUCACCGCUGUGUACGAGCUGAAGGAGAAGCUGGGAGAGGGCUCUUUCUCGGAGGUGCGGGUGGCUCAGCACCGGCGCACCAAGAGGCUUGUAGCCGUCAAGUGCAUCCGCAAGAGGGUGCUGAAGGGCAAGGAAUCCAUGCUGGAGAAUGAGAUCACCGUGCUGCGCAAAAUCACUCAUGACAACAUUGUGUCCUUGGAGGAAACUUUCGAGACGCCUUCAAAACUGUACUUGGUGAUGACACUACUGACGGGAGGAGAGCUGCUGGACAGGAUCCUAGAGAGGGGCAGCUACAUGGAGAGGGACGCCAGCCAUGUCAUACGGCAGGUGCUGGAGGCCAUCAGGUACCUGCAUCAGCUGGGCAUCGUCCACAGAGACCUCAAGCCUGAGAAUCUGCUGUAUGAGACGCCCUUGGAUGACUCCAAGAUCGUCAUCAGUGACUUUGGCCUGUCCAAGAUAGGAGAGCAGGACAUGCUGUCCACCGCCUGUGGCACGCCUGCUUAUGUGGCUCCGGAGGUGCUGCAGCAGAAGACCUAUGGUAAAGAGGUGGACCUCUGGGCAGUGGGAGUCAUCGCCUUUAUCCUUCUCUGCGGCUAUCCGCCAUUUUACGAUGACAACGACACACAGCUGUACAGGCAGAUCAUCAAGGCUGAAUACGAGUUCGACUCGCCAUACUGGGACGAAAUUUCAGACUCAGCAAAGGACUUCAUUGGCCACUUACUGCAGAAGGACCCCAAGAAGCGAUACAAUAGCGAGGAGGCCUUGCAGCAUCCUUGGAUAUCAGGGGGAGCCGCUCUGGAGAAAAACAUCCACGGCUCCGUCAGCGAGCAGAUUCAGAAGAACUUUGCCAAGAGCCAUUGGAAGAGGGCGUUUAAUGCUACUAUGGUGGUGCGUCAUCUCAGUAAGAAGGCCCACAGCUCAGAGGAGGAUGGGGGAGACGGCAGCGUUGGGAAAGCUCUCCAGUCACCCCGGGAGUGAUCCACCACCCAUCACCACCAGGGCUGCUCUCCUCUGCUCAGCUCACGGACCAGCCAGUCAGCCAGCCACCUGCUUCCCAGGACAGACAGUAUGUCAGUGUGUGUUUCCCUCUGGUCAGUCGAUGGGGAUUUUGUCUCACACCUCUUCUGACUGCAUAAUGCUGCUGCUAUUGCCGCUUCCCAAGUCUUUACGUCUCUUUACCUUGAGUAGUUUUCAGUGCCUUUAGUGCCCUGGUACUCUCUGCUGCUUAUUAUACUGAAUACAUGCAUGGGUGUAUGGAUAGCGUCAUUGUGUUAUUGUUUAUCUCUUAAUAUUUGUGUGAUGGGGCUUUUUGUCGCGUGUUGGCAUAACGAUGAUGUUCGCCUGAUUACAGUGCAAAUGCUUUGGCGUGAGUGUAUAUACAGUGGGAGUGCAUUUAGCUAAGUGACCUAUUUUAGCGAGCGGGUAUUUGUUUCCCAAAGUGCAUGGCUAAUAUCACAGAAUUGCCAGAGUGAACGCUAGUAAUUAAUCUCUCUCUCUCCCCCAAGUGCGCGCCGCAUUGUAUUUGUGUUGGCCGGUGGUGGAUGUAGUCGUGUAAGUACUGUAAAGGCUUGUUGUGUGUAUGUACCGUAUGGGGCUGACUGCAAGACCCAGAGCCAUUUUUCAAUCAAUUGACAUUUUUUCCUCUUUGCACAUUCCUGUUGACCUAAUGCAUUAGCUUUAUUCCCCUAAUGAGAUGAAUGGCCGUGCAUUCGUGCCCAGGCUUUAUGUUGGUCAGACAGCAACAUGUAUAUUCAUUUAUCUCGGUUUCGGUCUGUGUUCGGACUUAAUGUUUUGGGCUUUGUACUUGUUUGUUGUGGUUCAGGCGAUUUAGACUGCCAUCUUGUUAACACUGAUAGCAUCGCACAGCAAAUUCAGGCUAUCAAGCCAGGAAAUACUGGCAAUCUGUAAUUGUGUUUUUUUGUUUAUAUGCAUUAAAUUGUCCUUUAAAUGCUCUACACGGAUGAGAACUUGAUGUGAUUAAGAGAAUAAAAAGACACACUGGGAGUGCAGUCUCUCCAGCUGUAAGAAAUCAAUG
Messenger RNA from Engraulis encrasicolus (European anchovy), 2742 nucleotides. It is a transcript of the gene pnck, whose product is annotated as pregnancy up-regulated nonubiquitous CaM kinase. Gene Ontology annotation, molecular function: ATP binding; calmodulin binding; calcium/calmodulin-dependent protein kinase activity. Gene Ontology annotation, biological process: peptidyl-serine phosphorylation. Lineage: Eukaryota; Metazoa; Chordata; Actinopteri; Clupeiformes; Engraulidae. Gene Ontology annotation, cellular component: intracellular anatomical structure. The record is from RefSeq and is a predicted model, not a curated record. The coding region runs from base 669 to 1685 and encodes 338 amino acids. The transcript is spliced from 12 exons.